Messenger RNA from Ananas comosus (pineapple), 726 nucleotides. RefSeq lists its product as uncharacterized. NCBI's taxonomy places the organism in Eukaryota, Viridiplantae, Streptophyta, Magnoliopsida, Poales, Bromeliaceae. The record is from RefSeq and is a predicted model, not a curated record. The coding region runs from base 50 to 709 and encodes 219 amino acids. The transcript is spliced from 2 exons.
UGUGGUAUCCAUACAUGAAGAUGACGAGAAAGUGUCUUGCAACUGUAAGAUGUUCAAUUAUACUAGUAUCUUAUGUGCUCGUGCUCUUACAGUGAUGUAUUUUGUUGGUAUCCAUCACAUUCCUCAAAGCUAUAUAAUGAAAAUAUGGACAAAAGAAGAAAAAUGUGGUAUGCCAAGCGACAAAACUGAAAAUGUAGCAAUUGUUGAUGCAUCAAGUGGUAGAGCACAAUGGCAUGAAUCACUUAGUUUAAUGUAUCGAAAAUUCAUCAAUGAAGGUACGAAAAACUUGAAGGCAUAUGAAGUGGCCAAAGAAGAUAUGGAAUUGAUCAUUAGCAAACUUGCUUCGCUUAACAAAGAACUUGAAAUUGUAGAAUCAUUGCCGAAUAACAAAGGUCUUGAACAUCAUAGCAUAAUUAUCUCACAAUCAAGUUAUAUAAAAGUUGGUUUAGAAGGUCAAGUGGCUAAUAUGGGUUUUGAAGGUCAAGUGGUUAAGGAUCCACCACAAUCUCAAUGUAAAAGUAAAAGGAGGCAUCAAAGAAUCAAGCUACAUGCGGAGAAAGCCAAAAAAUCACGGACUUGUGCAAAGUGCAAAAGGAAAGGUCAUAAUAUUAGAACUUGCAAAGAGGAGCCUAUACAUGAGGCCUUGAAUGACGGCAAUUCUACCAGUAGCGAUGGAUCAGUUGACGGCGAUUCGAGUUUCUCCACAUAGAAUUGCAUGAGUGGCUA